UUUGUUGCAAUGAGAAAAAGCAUUUUCAGCCAACAAAACUAUUUUCGUGGGUAAAAAUGAGUAAAAAUAAAAGGAGGAUUGCAUGGGCGUUGUGUUGAACGAAAUAAAUAAAUAUAUUUUAGAGUGUUUGUUUGCCCCUCCCUCAUUCCCCCCCUUCCCCUCCCUUUUACCACCGGGGCGGUCUCCUCUCUCCCUUUCCCUCUUACCGCGCCUGUCGGCCCUUUGUCGCCGCCGUCAGUCCGUCGCCAUCAAUCACCAUCAAAAUCAAUGGACAGAAGAAAUUGAUCCCAUACCAUCAAAAAAAAGGGGAUAGAGGGG
Messenger RNA from Meloidogyne enterolobii, 318 nucleotides. The record is from the annotation of a GenBank genome assembly. Lineage: Eukaryota; Metazoa; Nematoda; Chromadorea; Rhabditida; Meloidogynidae.